Messenger RNA from Eimeria mitis, 1164 nucleotides. RefSeq lists its product as uncharacterized. The record is from RefSeq and is a predicted model, not a curated record. The coding region runs from base 1 to 1164 and encodes 387 amino acids. The transcript has 4 exons. Gene Ontology annotation, molecular function: protein binding. NCBI's taxonomy places the organism in Eukaryota, Apicomplexa, Conoidasida, Eucoccidiorida, Eimeriidae.
AUGGCGGCGACGAAGCCGAUGAGCUCCGACGUUCAUCGGAUUGCAUCUGUCAUGGACGAGCUAACACAAAAACUUACACUUCUUACCUUUGUUAGCCCCCAAGUAUUAGAAGCAAUCCAAGAGAAUGAUUCUGGGCAUGUUGCAGAGAUGCUCGGCCCUGAUGUACUGAAACGCAUGGGCGAGCAAACUAGACUUGAGGAGCUAUAUCAUGGGAGCGCUGCAGCCAGCGAGGAAGCUGGCGUAGCAUCACUAGAUGUUGAUGAUUUACAGGAAAUCGCCGAACAGCUAGAAAAGAACACAAGGGACUUGUGUAGGAAGAUGAGAGAAGUGCCUAACAUAGUUCAAGAACUCCGUGCUCUACAGGAAGCAAAACCUGUCAACUCUGUGAAAUUCGUACAUGCCUUGGCAGAAAUGCAGGAAGUGAUGCUGAAACGCCUGACGACUGCUGUGGAAGAUGAAAAAGCUAAUGAAGACCUGCUGCAGAUGUAUCUUCAGCAGGAGAGGUCUGCAGAAGAGCGCCGUUCCGAGCUGGAGGCACAGUUGGCACAGCUACGAUCUGAAAGGCAAAAACAUGCAGCUAGAUCAUCAGAAGCGAUUGCUAAGCUUAAAUCGGAUCUGCAUGAUAUCCAAAAUAGCACGGAACAACGGCUUUGGCAGAUGAACGAGGAAUUCGCUAAGCGUGACGCACAACAGACACGUGCAUUUCAGAGGAAAAGUGGAGACGCGGCUGCGCUCAAGGCCCAGUUAGAAAAGCGCGGGGCAAGUCAGGCAGCAGCAGCAAGGGAGGAAAUAGACGCUAGGAUCCGCAACCAAAAAAUAGCGAAAAGAGAUCUGGAAAACGCUGUAAAGGCUCUUGACAGGGACAUUUCCCAGAAAGAGAGAGAGAUUCAAGCAAUGAGGCUGAAGAAUAAAGCUGAUGAGGAGUCUUUGGCUUCUCUUACCAAAGCUCUAGAAGCAAUUGACGAAGAGAACGAGAGAAAGGCGAAUGCGAUAUGCAUUUCAAAGGCAGUUUUUGCAAGAGCGGAAGCAGAGCGGGCCAAUAAGGCAGCGGCAGCCUGUAUUCUCCAAUCAUACUGGCGUGGAAUCAUGCAGCGCGAAGAGUACAUCGCGCUGAAGAAGGCCGCAGCACGGAAGGCUAAGGGGAAAAAGAAGCCUAAGAGCUGA